This is a messenger RNA of Gigantopelta aegis, 4830 nucleotides long. RefSeq lists its product as uncharacterized. Bases 2 to 2659 code for a protein of 885 amino acids. Gene Ontology annotation, cellular component: cytoplasm. Gene Ontology annotation, molecular function: ubiquitin protein ligase binding. The record is from RefSeq and is a predicted model, not a curated record. NCBI's taxonomy places the organism in Eukaryota, Metazoa, Mollusca, Gastropoda, Neomphalida, Peltospiridae. The transcript has 22 exons. Gene Ontology annotation, biological process: proteasome-mediated ubiquitin-dependent protein catabolic process; regulation of proteolysis.
UAUGGCUGCUGCCGAAGAUGGUUCUUACUAUGGAACCUGGAGGAUUGUAGAAUGUGUGUCGUUAGCUGGGACGGUAGAAACCACCGGUAUUGAAGGAACUGAAUUUCAUCUUGAUGAAAAUGGAGAUGUUUCCUGGAAAAUUUCUGAAGAUGCUGAGCCCAUGCCUUUCUUCAACUGUGAAACAUACGAGGUUACACCCCAAGCAGGCACUUCUCCAGCUUUGCUGAAAUUCAUAUGGACUUACGAAGGACAUGUUAUUGAGUUCAGGGUGGAAGUAGCCGAUGACCUGAUGUUGCUGACGUAUGAGCGAUGUUGUAUGCUGCAGUGUCAAAAGGUUUCGUCAAAUGAUCCAAGAGCCGAAGAGCCGUUUUCAUUGCUUGGAGCACUUGAAGAAGGAUAUUUCUCUGAUCUUGUGGUGAAGGCAGACUCUGGAAGAGAGUUUAAAGUGCAUUCUGUAAUACUUCAGCUGAGUUGUCCGGAGAUGGACUGGUCGUCUAACCCACCUCCACUGACCGGUCUGAAAGCCGAUGUCCUGGAGGCGACGCUACACUAUCUGUAUGCUGAGUGUUUGCCGAGGGGCCUGUCGGAGGAUACGGCUAAAGCCUGUAUCAAGUCGGUCGGCAAGCUGCCUGGCUUCGUGCGAUUCUCCGAUCUCUGUGAUACGUUUCUUAAGAAUGCUGCACUGAAACAACAAAUAAUUAGUCUGAUUACCGACAUGCAUGGCUGCGCCGAUAGAAUUAUUGAACUAUUUACUGUCAAGGGAGCUAACUCUGUGGAGGGUCAUUUUGCCGUGGACUCCAGUCUAGUGUCCAACCCAGCCAAACUGUGUUAUGUUGUCCGACAGGCACUCAGAGAAGCAGCUGUUGCCUGUGCCAAGCUCUUGAUUCUGUGUGAUUUAUUUUCCAAGAGAAAGGGUGAGCUGUCGAGGGAGGAGAGACACGAAAUAAUGAAAUAUGCCAAGUCACGACUGCCUAUUUUUAUGAACCAGUUGCACAGGUUUCUAGAGGUCUGCAAGGAGCAUGCUGACCAGUUGAGUGUUGCGCAGAGGGAGGAAAUAGCAAAUUACUUAGUCCCAGAGCUGGAAGUGACUCUGGAGAUGAUGUCCAAGUUUGCCAUGGAGACGAAGGCAGCCUUAGAACAGAUCAUUUCUGCGAGCAAUGCGGUCGAGAAGUCUGACCGGGGCGACAAAUACAAGAAGAGUCACAUGGGCGAUGUUCUUGGCAAGGCUCUGAGAAAUGCACUACAUAUUAAAGAACUAAAGAAACUGAAAAGUUUUCAUGACAGAACAACCACAAGUUUUAUGCAUUUAAUGCAAAGAAAAGAGCAUUUUUGUUUGAUGACACAGAGGGAAAAAGUGCGAGCGACUUCAAAAAAUCUAGAACAGUUAGCUGAUGAGGUGCCACAUUUUCUUACUCGGUUGAAGGAAUUGAUGUCCGCUCUUGAUGAGAAAGUGACGUGGAGAGAAUGGAAGUACCUUUUUAAACUGGGCACUUCAAAAGUUGCCUGGGGUUUAGGGAAGGUUUUGUCGAACAAGUCGACGAUGCAGUCUCUCAUUGAUCAAGUCUGUGAUAUGGCGAACAGAGAGCAGUUCACGAUGUCGCUGGCAGCGCUCGGUCUCGUCACCACGGAGCCGAGUCCAGAGGGAGCCAGUAUCACCAGCAAAACAUCACAACCAGGUCUUACGAAAUAUGCACAGUUGAGUUCGAUAGAGUCAUUAUGUAUACCUCCACAUGCUCACGAUAGCCAGACAGCUAGCAAAGCUUUGAGUCUGUUAAAAACCGGGCACAAUACAGACAUGACGUUUGAAAUCCGAGCAGUCCAUGAUGGCGGUGACAUUGUGAUUGACCACACAAAGGGUGGGUCUGUGACGAGGGUGGAGGAGGGAGAGGUUGAGGUUGAGGAGGUUCGAGCCCACUGUGUGAUAAUAGCGGCCAGGUGUGACUGGUUCCGACGUGCUCUCCUCAGUGGUAUGAAGGAAUCAAUACACAAAAAAAUAACAGUACACGACACAAACCCUGAGUUAUUCCAGCUGUUUUUAGAAUAUCUGUACAGUGGCCACUUAGAAACCAGUGAACUGUCCACAGAACAGCUAGCCGACAUGAUGACCCUCUGUGAUAGAUACGAGACUGACAGUGUGAAAUCUCUGUGUGAGCAUGCACUUAAAGACCAUGUUGACGACGAGACGGCUCUCUAUUUGCUCAGUCUGACUGAUCAGCUUCACUGUAAAACACUGAGGGAACACUGUCUGCAGUACAUAAUGGAACACCCUAGCUUGGCCGACAGUGAGGUGUUUGAGGACCUGCCCGAACAUUUACAGGCUGAAGUCGAGGACACGAUCGCCUGGCGGGGUCUGGAACCUCGAAGUUUCAGGUUACCUGGUGACCAUGUUGUGGAAACACCGAUUUCAGUUUCACCAUGUGGUGAUAGUGAAGUAGAUGAACUCAUGACCAACCUUGACCUUGGAGAUGCAGGCCAGGAUAUUUCCACAUCCAGCUCCUCGGAUGAGAUGCCUUUCAUGGAGGACUCGACGCGACUCGAGCGAUGUAUUGACGCACUGAAGGACAUAGUGGGCGACACGGUGCCGCGAGACGAGCUGGUUCGCGUGGCGCUGGCGGCCGACUACGACAUCAACAGAGCUCUCAACUUCUUCUUCUCAUAGCACAAACACAACCUAGUGUGUGAUUUUCACUUUUUUAUAAAACACUGUUAACAGUUUUAUUAAUAAUAAUAUAUGUGGUAUUUAUUCAACUCAGGCAAUUUCAUUUAAAUAAGAUGUUUUAGCCAGUUCUGAGAUGCGGUGAUAUCGAUAGAUUGAAGUGUUAUUGAUUCUGAAGUGUGAAAUGGUAUUACUGAGGUGGAUUUUUGGUUGUGUUUUUCUCCCAGUCCUAACGUGAAAUAAUAUACCAAGGUUUUACCAUUUCUGUAAUACCAUUUUUGAAAUGUAGAAUGGUGUACUGAAGUUUACCAUUUCAAAAAAUAUGAAAUGGUGUACUGAAGUGUUACCAUUUUGAAAAAUGUGAAAUGGUGUACUGAAGUUUUACCAUUUUGAAAAAUGUGAAAUUGUGUACUAAAGUGUUACCAUUUUGAAAAAUGUGGAAUGGUGUACUGAAGUUUUACCAUUUCGAAAAAUGUGAAAUGGAGUACUGAAGUUUUACCAUUUGUGAAAUGUGGAUGAAGAUUUUAUCAUUAAGAAUUGUGGAAUGGUAUAAUGAGGUUUAGUUUUCAAGAAUCGUGAACAAACUACUUUUCUUCACAUUCUGUAACAUGACCAUUAAACCUAAUUGCAAUUCCUCCUUUUCCCCAUGAUUCUAGUCAAUGCUUGGCUUUUGGGAUGUUUGGACCAGUCCAUUGGAAUAAAGGGGAAGUGCAGUAAAGAUCAGAGGUCAGGAUAAGUAUUCAUACAGCACUUAAAAUGUUUUCCUCAGUUAUUUGAUCUUAAAUUAUUAAAAUUCCUUUAUUGAAAAUUUAAAAAAUAACUUCUUGAGCACGAUUUCUGUUGGAAUAGGUGUUUAAGUCUGGUAAAUCAAAUACAUAUAAUAAUUUAUUUUAUUUUAUUUUAUAAUCUCUAUGAACCUUUAUGAAACAAUUUUUUCUGCAUUAAGUAAAUUUGGUUUACAUGUAUGAAAUAUUUUUCACUAUAUUUUAUAACUGCACUCAGAAUUGGGGUAUAUCAGCAGCUUGUAUUUGAACGUUGAUAAAACUUGUUAGGUUUUUCUUAGAUCUUCAUGAAUGUUUGUCAUCUCCCAGAUCACAGGCAAAAAAUAUUUAACAGAUAAUGAAUGAAUGAAUGAAUGAAUGAAUGAUAUCAAUUUGGUUACCUAUAUACACAUUCUAUAAAUAUUGAAACUGUGUAAAGGACUGUGGUUAAUAAUAAUUUCCCUAGCUUAAACCACAAAUUGACUACAGGAUUUCAAUCUAUCAAAGGCUGUGGUAUGUGUUCUCUUGUCUAUGGAAAAGGACAUGAAGGAUCCCUUGCUGCAAGUGGAAAAUUGUAGCAGUUUCUUCUGAUGACUGUGUCACAAUAACCAAAUAUUUGAUAUACAAUAGCCAAUGUUUAAUUAAUGUGCCCUAGUGGUAUCGUUAAACAAAACAAACUAACUUUACUAUUAUUAUUUAAAAAAUUCAGAACAUCUCAACAUGAACAGCAAAUCAGCUAUGAUUAGAAAAUUAGCAAUCCAGUUUUGAAAAUAAAUAGCUGGUUUAAACUGAAGUGGUAACAUUUAUUUUAUGCCCAUUAAGAAAACUCACUACUUCGUUGCAAACCAAAGUUUUAAAAAUCCUCAGUACCGCAGAAGAUAUUCAUUUCUUUAUAAUUGGGUGCAAAAAUGAAAGUGAUGGGUUUAUUUCAUGUUUUUGUAUUUAUACAAUUUCUUUAAUUUGGAAUAUUUACUCCUUUGUUUUAUUUUUGUGAAUGUCAUUAAUACUGUGAAGAUAUUUUUUUCUUUAGCAUUAUAUGCAGAAAUGAAAAUGGUGGCAUUAUUUUAUGUUUUUUGUAUGUACAAAGUGUACAUGUUGUUUAUACUAACUGCAAGAGUGGAGCAUUAGUUUAUGUUUACACUGUACAUAGUAAGCAUCUUGUACAGGUCUGUACAUAUUAUACACGUCUGAAUCAAAGUGAUUUUAACCAUAGCCUUUAUUUAUUUCCAUGUCUGCGACAUCUUUUGGAAAGGCAUUUUGUGAUUGUAUCUUUAAUGGUACAGAUUGUGUACCGUAACUCUCCAGAUUUGAAAAUUCACUGGCCAUGGUGAAAAAUUCACUUGCCCAAUUUUUACUGUUAAUAAAACAAAAAAACUGUAAAUAAAAAUAAUUAACUUUUUAAAUGUCCAUUUU